This is a messenger RNA of Meira miltonrushii, 450 nucleotides long. RefSeq lists its product as uncharacterized. NCBI's taxonomy places the organism in Eukaryota, Fungi, Basidiomycota, Exobasidiomycetes, Exobasidiales, Brachybasidiaceae. Bases 151 to 387 code for a protein of 78 amino acids. The record is from RefSeq and is a predicted model, not a curated record. The transcript has 2 exons.
GGAUGUUUGUGAAAGGAUGAGACUAAUCGAUGCUUGACAUGAAUGAGAUGUUGAAUCAAAAAUUAAGCUAUAAAGACAGGAGACUUUCAAUUUUGCCUACCUCACUUCCCCACAUAAACAAUACUCUCACUACCUAAGUAUCUAUUCAAUAUGACAAAAGACCCUCAAGACUUAUCUAAAGGCGACAAAGUCUCCUGGCAAUGGGGAUCUGGAAAUCCUGGCGGUAAAGUACAGGAAGUUGUCGAGGGCGAGGCAAAGACAACCACCAAACGUGGAAAUGAGAUCAAGAAGUCAGGUGACGAAGAAGACCCGGCUGUUGUUAUCAAGGCCGAUUCAGGCAGUAAUGCGAUCAAGAAGGCAAGCGAACUUGACGGUGUAAAGCCUUAAAAUCCUUCUCCAUGUAAUGUAGAAAUACAACAUUGUCGUCCAAUUAUGUGACAAGUAUACAAA